Messenger RNA from Pogona vitticeps (central bearded dragon), 3524 nucleotides. Lineage: Eukaryota; Metazoa; Chordata; Lepidosauria; Squamata; Agamidae. The record is from RefSeq and is a predicted model, not a curated record.
UGCGGGGACUUCAGUUCGGUGAUGUUGAGAGACUGCGGACCACAAAAAGAGAUGUUUGAUUUGGCAUCCCUGAAGGAGUCUGUAAUGUUCAUAGCUGUUUGGCAGAAACUCACAUUUGGAAUGGGGAGUAUACGGUGCCGUCUCACUGGAUUCUGAAAUGUUUCCUUUAAAGGAUGUGGAACUCGGAGCGUUCACCUUCUUUGCUUCAGCUCUCCCGAAUGACGUUUGUGGAAGUAAUGGUCUGCCUUUGACACCAAACUCCAUAAAAAUCCUGGGGCGUUUUCAAAUUCUAAAGACCGUUACACAUCCCAGACUUUGCCAAUAUGUGGACAUUUCUCGUGGAAAACAUGAGAGGCUGGUGGUGGUUGCUGAACGCUGUGGAAGGAGCCUGGAAGAUUUGCUUGAAGACAGGAAACCAGUGAGCUCCUUUAAGAUUUUAUGUAUCGCCUAUGAAGUUCUGGAGGGCUUGGAGUAUAUGAACAAGCAUGGAAUUGUUCACCGGGCUCUCUCACCGCACAACAUCCUUAUGGAUCAAGAGGGACAUAUCAAAUUGUCUAAAUUUGGCCUUUACCACAUGACAGGUUACGGUGCUGAUGUUGACUUUCCUAUAGGGUAUCCAUCAUAUUUGGCACCAGAAGUAAUAGCACAGGGGAUUAUCAAAUCUAGUGACCAUAUACAAAGUGAAAGGCUUCUACCUUCAGGUCCAAAAUCUGAUGUGUGGUCCCUUGGUGUUAUCUUAUUUGAACUAUGUGUGGGCAGAAAGCUGUUCCAGAGUUUGGAUUUAGCUGAAAGACUCAAACUAAUACUUAAUCUUGGAUGUGUGGAUGAUAUCCUAACAGUUCUAGCUGAAGAACAUGGUUGUCUGGAUAUUAUUAAGGAUGUGCCAGAAAAUACUUUAGCUCUGCUGAGGAAAUGUCUUACAUUCCAUCCUUCUAAGCGGCUGACUCCUGACAAGUUACUGAAGGACCCAGUGUUCAGCGAGAUAUCGUCUUUAUACCCUCCCUUCCACAAACCUCCCAGCCUUUUCUCACCCACUCUGCGAUGUGCCAACUUAACCCUUCCUGAAGAUAUUAGUCAGUUGUUUAAAGAGGAAACCUCUGAUUAUCUCGCCGAAAGGUCAAUUGAAGAGGUUUAUUAUCUCUGGUGCUUGGCUGGAGGAGACUUGGAGAAAGAGCUUGUCAACAAAGAAAUCAUUCAUUCCAAGCCACCCAUCUGCACUCUUCCUAUUUUUGUCUUUGAAGAUGGUGAGAGUUUUGGACAAGCACGGGAUAGAAGCUUCCUUCUGGAUGACACAACUGUGACACUCUCAUUAUGCCAGCUUAGAAAUAGGCUGAAAGAUGUUGCUGGGGAAGCAUUUUACCCAUUACUUGAAGAUGAUCAGUCAAACAUGCCCCAUUCCAACAGCAGUAAUGAGUUAUCUGCCGCUGCAAAUCUUCCGCUCAUCAUCCGAGAACGGGAUACAGAAUACCAGCUGAACAGGAUCGUCUUGUUUGAUAGGCUGCUAAAGGCAUAUCCAUAUAAAAAAAACCAAAUUUGGAAAGAAGCCAGAGUCGACAUUCCGCCCCUGAUGAGAGGUUUAACGUGGGCAGCCUUACUUGGAGUAGAGGGUGAUAUUCAAGCAAAAUAUGACGCUAUUGACAAGGAUACCCCAAUUCCUACAGAUAGACAAAUUGAAGUUGACAUUCCUCGUUGUCACCAGUAUGAUGAGUUGCUGUCAUCUCCAGAAGGUCAUUCAAAAUUUAGACGGGUACUGAAAGCAUGGGUAGUUUCCCAUCCUGAUCUUGUAUAUUGGCAAGGUCUUGACUCACUUUGUGCACCCUUCUUAUAUUUAAAUUUCAACAAUGAAGCCCUGGCCUAUGCCUGCAUGUCUGCCUUUAUUCCUAAAUACCUCUAUAACUUCUUUCUAAAAGACAAUUCACAUGUGAUUCAAGAAUAUCUGACGGUAUUCUCCCAGAUGAUUGCAUUCCAUGACCCUGAACUGAGUAACCAUCUCAACGAAAUUGGCUUCAUUCCGGAUCUGUAUGCCAUUCCUUGGUUUCUGACGAUGUUUACACAUGUCUUCCCUUUGCACAAAAUCUUCCAUCUGUGGGAUACGUUGCUACUUGGAAAUUCUUCCUUCCCAUUCUGUAUUGGAGUGGCUAUUCUACAGCAACUGAGAGAUCGACUUCUCUCCAAUGGCUUCAACGAAUGCAUUUUGCUCUUUUCUGAUUUACCAGAAAUUGACAUAGAACGUUGUGUCCGUGAAUCAAUCAAUCUUUUCUGCUGGACCCCUAAAAGUGCAACAUACAGACAGUAUGCCCAGCAUCUUAAACAAGCCAACGAGGGAAACUGUACAAGAAAUUUUAUGUCGUGUUUCUCAUCAGACUAUCAAGAUGCACCUAGAAGUGACCUGUCUAGAGAUUCUAUCAAGUUGAAUGAUCUGAAAUCAGAAGUCUCACCACGGAUUUCAGCUGAAGAUUUGAUUGACCUGUGUGAUCUGACUGGACCUAGCUAUUUCAAGACCCCAACGAAGAAAACAAAAUCCAGCAAGCCAAAGUUGCUUGUCGUUGACAUUCGUAACAGUGAGGAUUUUAAUCGGGGGCAUAUCUCAGGCAGCAUCAACAUCCCAUUUGGAUCAGCCUUCACUGCUGAAGGAGAGCUUGUGCAAUGUCCUGCUACUGCCACUCUUCAGAGUUUUAAAGGGAGAGUAGUGGUGGUCGUAGGGCAUGUAGCAAAGAAUGCAGCCUUGUUUGCAGCUCAUCUUGUGAAAAUCAAGUAUCCAAGAGUUUGCAUUUUGGAUGGAGGCAUAAACAAAAUCAAGCCAACUGGUCUGCUGACAGUUCCGUCUCCCCAGAUAUAGCCAGAAGUGUGAAGGGUCUUAACCAGCUAUAUAAAGAAAGUCUUAAGGGGCAUCACAGUACUUGCAUUAUGACAGUGAGACAGAUUAUUGGUGUCUUUUGUACGGCAGAGGGAUUUCUCUUUUCAUUUUUGACACCGAAUUUCAGAUUUGCCAGAUGGAAAAAGUGAGCUUUGAUAUGUAUGGUGUCUCUCAUUUGUAGACUUCAGCUAUUUUGUUGAGCUUCAUCCAUCCAGCAAUACAAGAGUGGUGAUGAACAGGUUGAUAAAAUAUGCACAUAUUCUGUCAAAAGUAUUAACGUGAAGUUACAUGAAUUACUUCAGUGGUGACAUUAAGGAGAGACUGGCAUGUAAUCAGCUCAUGCAGGUAUUACAAAUGUUUAACUUUGUAUAUUCUUUUUCCAAAUAGUUGAUCUGUCUUACUGAUCUAUUUCUGAACAGAGCAGGGAAGCAUUUAUGUACAAAAAGAUUUCAUUUAGGCAGAGUUCAGCCAACAAAGAUGGCAAGUAUCUAAAUGUCAUGAUCUGUCAUGUGAAUUAUAAUAAGAAGGUUAACUUUUUGUUGUCUUAUAAUAUUCAGAUGGUUGUAAUAUCUGUAGAACUUGGAUGAGUACCUCGAUAAAAUGUAUAGCUUUGCUGACAGAGAAAGUGUUUGAUUUUGUAUUGUAAUUGAUACUGUGAUUAAAGUUU